Molecule: messenger RNA, 528 nt
Organism: Fusarium poae
Lineage: Eukaryota; Fungi; Ascomycota; Sordariomycetes; Hypocreales; Nectriaceae
Exons: 2
Source: RefSeq, a predicted model, not a curated record
GAAAGCGGACGAGGAGGGCGCGACAGGCGGAAGAGCGAGUCGGUGGUGGUGAUACGACGGUCAUGGUUAGAGCAGCAGCAGCGACAGCAGCCGCAAGAGGAGCAAAAGGGGUGGGCAUGGGAUAAAGAUACGGUUGAGUACGUGGGUGGCAGUCGGUGUCGAAGAGAGGUGUUGGAUCGAGAGAUGGACGGGUUCAUUGAUCGAUUUGGAUGCGAAGAGGAGGAGGAGGAGAUGUGUGAUGUGUGUCGAGAGUUGGUGGAAAGAAGAGCAAUGGUCGGGCCAACAGGCGGUAAUAAUGAGGAGAGGCAGAGGGAAGAGAGCAUUGUUGAAGAAGCAGAAGAAGAAGCAGAUGCCGUGUUGGAAAGGGAAGUGGAAGUAGAAGAAGAGACGGCAGCAGAGGCGGCAGCAGAGGCGGAUUAUGAUCGAAGCCGACGAUUGAUUCGACAGGUCGAGACAGAGAGACGGUUACAGGUAAUGCGAGAAGCCGAGGAGGUAGGCAGGUUCGAGGACAUAUUGGCAGAAUCAUGA